AUAAUAUCAAAACAAAUAUUUAAAUUUUUAAGAACUGUGGUCUAUACUAUUAAAUAAACAAUCGAAUUGACGUUUUUUUACACAGAAACCGAAUACUGGUGCGAGAAAUAAGAGAUAGAUCGUUUUAAAUACAUAUCCACUUUUCAAUGUCCAUACUUGAGGUAGGGCUGUAGAAGGUCAUUUUUAGGUCUUCUAGGAAUGUCAAAUUCUGCAGACCGUGACCAAUGGUGUUGUCACUACAACAAUUGCUGUGGAUUUUGGAGAAAGUGAACAGUGUCCUUAGCACAGUUGUCCUGAACUAGUCAUGUCAUUUUUACGUGGAUCCACAAAUUAUGUUUGGUGUACUACAAGUGUGCUUGGAAAAGGUGCAACUGGUGCGGUCUACCAAGGUGUCAAUAAACACAACGGUGAACCAGUGGCUGUCAAAACUUUUAAUCAAUUAAGCCACAUGCGGCCAUUCGAUGUCCAAAUGCGCGAGUUUGAGGUGCUAGAGAAGGUUAAACAUGAAAAUAUAGUAAAGCUGUUAGCCAUUGAAGAAGAACAUGAAAGUCGUGGAAAAGUCAUUGUUAUGGAGCUAUGUACAGGAGGGAGUUUAUUUACAAUACUAGAUGAUCCAGAAAACACAUAUGGCUUACAGGAAGAUGAGUUUUUAUUAGUCUUAGAACAUCUUACGGCCGGUAUGAAACAUUUACGUGACAAUAAUUUGGUACAUAGAGAUUUAAAGCCUGGUAAUAUCAUGAAGUUUCUGAGUGAUGAUGGUCUGCCUAUUUAUAAAUUGACUGAUUUUGGAGCUGCAAGGGAAUUACGUGAAGAUCAAGAGUUCAUGUCGUUGUAUGGAACUGAGGAAUAUCUCCAUCCACAUAUGUAUGAGAGGGCUGUUUUACGUAAACCAGUUGCAAAGACAUUUGGAGCUACCGUUGAUUUAUGGUCGAUUGGUGUUACUUUGUACCAUGUAGCUACUGGGAAUUUACCAUUUAGACCAUAUGGUGGGAGACGAAACAAAGAGACUAUGCAUUAUAUAACAACUGAGAAGGCAUCUGGAGUUUUAUCAGGGGUACAAACAUCUGAAAAAGGUUCAAUAACAUGGAGUAGAGAUUUACCAAAGAACUGUCAAUUAAGUGACGGCUGUAAAAAGCUUAUUACACCGAUUUUGGCCGGUCUCUUAGAAUUAGAAUCUCAACGAAUAUGGAGUUUUGAAAAGUUCUUUGCUGAAGUUACUAAAACAUUAGAUAGAAAGCUACUACAUAUUUUUCAUACCAAUCGUGUUCAAAAUAUACGUGUAUAUUUGCAUCCUGAUGAAACAUACGAAAGACUUCAGUGUUUAAUUCAAGAUCAAACUGAAAUAUCUCCUGCCAAUCAAAUACUUUUAUACAAAUCUACAUACCUUCUAACUGAAGUAGGAUUAGAUCUUCCUGGUAGGUCUUAUAAGCCAACUGAAAUGCAUAAGCCUAUUUUGCUGUUUAGUAAAGAAAACAAUAAUGUUACUUUGGUAGCUGAUGGCGAUGUACCUAAUUUCCCAAAAUUUCCAGAUAUGUCUCUACCAAAACUAACAUCUGUAGACAGUGAUGCAGGACUUGCUAAAACUGCAUGUAGUGUAGGACAUGUUUGUAAAAAGCGUGUUGAAAAAUUGUCACAAAACAGUCAACUAAUCAAUAAAUGUGUACAAGUAUUUACAAAAAUUGUAACGGAAAAACUGAAAUCUGUAUUGAGUAAGAGUGACCAUUUACAAAGUGUGUUUAAAUGUACAAAAUAUCUUGUAGAGAUUUCUGUACGAGGACACAAAAGUGUUAAUAACAUGAUUGGAAUCAAGAAUAUAUCUACUGAAUUGAAAGAUGAGUUAGAAAAAUUAAGUGAUGAGUUAAACAAUAGCUUAAGUUUGGCAAUACAACAGUUACAUCAGCGGUACGUCAAAGAAAGGACAUUAACUAGAGAAUGGCAAUCAGCAACUAGAUCAUUUAAAUGUCCAAAUAAAAAUAGGGCUCCUGCAAGAAUAAAAACGCUAGUGGAAAGAUUAAGGGAUUCAUGGCAACAUUUGCUAAGAGAUCGUGCUACACGUAGUCUAACAUAUAAUGAUGAACAAUUCCACGUAUUAGAAAUAAUUAAGAUCACAGAGACCAGUCGUAGAGCUCGAACAUUGCUAGAUACAGAUGUUCAGCCUGUAGUCAUGCAGUUGGCUGAUUGUAUGGCAGAUUGGUACAAAAUGGCACAGACUGUUUACCUGCAGGCACAAAUUUUGGACAAGGAUUUUGAUACAUUUGAGCAUCGCCUGCUUGGAUUCAUUGAGCGUGCAAAUGAUACAGACGCAUCAUUUCAUGAUGGUCUCGUAAAUGUUGCUAAAGUAAAAUUUACAUCCAGUGGUGCCAAACAUGCUGGUCGUAUUAGUGCUCAAGAUAUUCAAGCAUUGAGGGCCAGUUUACGAGGUCUACGUGAUAUUGAUGACCUUGUAUCUGAUAUUAAGGGAAAAAAUGAAAUGCUCAAACAUAUAACUGAGCCUAGUAAAUUAUGCGACUGACUUAUUGUUUUUGAAUAGUGAAUAUUAAGUAUAUUGUAAAUAACUUAUUUAUACAAUGUUUUUAAAUUUAAAAAAUAUUUUUUGUCUAAUCCAAUUAAUAAAAUCAUAAUUGAUAAUAUUGAAAA
Molecule: messenger RNA, 2637 nt
Organism: Acyrthosiphon pisum (pea aphid)
Lineage: Eukaryota; Metazoa; Arthropoda; Insecta; Hemiptera; Aphididae
Gene: IKKepsilon
Product: I-kappaB kinase epsilon
Exons: 4
Coding region: 305-2512 (735 amino acids)
Biological process (GO): peptidyl-serine phosphorylation
Cellular component (GO): cytoplasm
Molecular function (GO): ATP binding; protein serine/threonine kinase activity
Source: RefSeq, a predicted model, not a curated record